Molecule: messenger RNA, 1411 nt
Organism: Schizosaccharomyces octosporus yFS286
Lineage: Eukaryota; Fungi; Ascomycota; Schizosaccharomycetes; Schizosaccharomycetales; Schizosaccharomycetaceae
Product: C-8 sterol isomerase Erg2
Exons: 1
Coding region: 100-756 (218 amino acids)
Biological process (GO): ergosterol biosynthetic process
Cellular component (GO): endoplasmic reticulum
Source: RefSeq, a predicted model, not a curated record
GUAACGCAAAGGUAACAAACCGUUUUUAUUAAGUGAUCACAGUUUAAGUAAAACACUUCCAAAAACCAACUUUUUGUUCGUUCAUUUUAUUGUGGAAUCAUGAAGUGCUUAAAAUUAUUCGGUCUCUUAUUACCAGCUAUUGCUGCUGCCAUCUACUACAUCCAAGUAAACAUAACGUCCUUUUAUAGAUUCGAUCCUGCCAAACUGCAAGAGUUGUCUCAACAAUCCAUUGAGCUCUAUGGAAAUGAUACUCGUGCAUUAUUGUAUGAUUUGAAUAAGCGUUUGAUUGCUGAGUAUGGUGAUUUAAUCUUCCCUUUGAAUGACGACGAGUGGGUCCAUAACAAUGCUGGUGGUGCUAUGGGUAAUAUGUUCAUCCUUCACUCCUCUUUCACUGAGUACUUAAUUUUCUUUGGAACUCCAAUUGGAACGGAGGGUCACACCGGUUUACACAUGGCUGAUGACUACUUUACAAUUUUGGUCGGCCGUCAACUUGCAGCUUCUGCCAACGACUUGGAAGCUCGUGAAUACCGUCCCGGUGAUCAACACCACCACAAAUGGGGACAAACCGCUCAAUACAGUAUGCCCUCUGGUAAACCCUGCUUUGCUCUUGAAUUAGCUCAAGGCUGGAUUCCUAGUAUGCUUCCCUUUGGAUUUAUUUCUACUCUCUUUUCAACACUUGACUUCCCUACUUUUUACAGAACUGUCUACUAUACCAUCAUUCGAAUGGUGAAGAGCUUCCUUGUUGGCAAGUUUUAAACAUCCAUUAAUACUAUUCGCUCUUUAUUCAUAACCUUUCAAAGUUAAGUUAAUAGCACUCCUUAUUUUACAAUUUUCAUGUUUCUUCCUUUAGUGUCAAUUUUCGCAUUUUCUUUGCUUUGCGUUACCGGUUCACUUUUUCUUUUAUCUGUACAUUAUUGUAAUUCUAUUGAAAUUGGGUAAUAUAUUGAAUAAGUAUCAUAAUCUAUAUGCUUUCGUAUCUUACAAUAAAUAAUCCGUGAGUUGGAUCAACAAGUGAGGGUUCUUUUCUCAUUCCUUUUUCAAAAUAACCGCUUCUAAAUGCAAACAUCUCUCGUAUUAAUCGAGAAUAGGUUUUUCUUUUAUAUACGUUUAAUGUAUAACCACUAAGCUUAAGAAACAUUCACUGUUUUUAGACUUGACCCAUUAUCUCUGUUCCUUCUUCUUUGGUACUCAAAAUGUUUGCCGAGGGCGCCAUUAUAUGUUCAUGAAGACUAUCAAAUAACCUUCUAAUUUCGUCAUUUCGUCGGAUAUAAGGGUGUUUCCAAAAAUUGUAAUCUUCAUUCUUUAAUAGUUCAGUGAAAGUAAUUAGAAGUCCCCAUGGAUGAGGACGAUUGCAUAUAAUUCUCUCCAGCAGAACCAUUGUCAUUUGCUCCUUUAUUAGCAAUUCUUGAGG